This is a messenger RNA of Saccoglossus kowalevskii, 423 nucleotides long. Its product is annotated as histone-lysine N-methyltransferase EZH2-like. NCBI's taxonomy places the organism in Eukaryota, Metazoa, Hemichordata, Enteropneusta, Harrimaniidae. The record is from RefSeq and is a predicted model, not a curated record.
AUUCAAUGUAUGACUUGUUACGAAAGGACAGUCUGACUGUACUGCGUUGAUUAUCCAGAUUUCCCAGAAUUCCCUGUUCGCGCCAAUAACAAUGUAUUCCGUAGUCUAAUGGAAGAAAGGUGACAAUCUACCGUAAUCACUAUGGCAACCUCAUCAUCUCAGAGAACAUCUACUGCAAUAGUGGCUGCUGCAGCUAGAGGUCCUAAACCACCAACAGACUGGAAACGACGUGUCAAAUCAGAGUACAUGAGGUUGAGGCAGUUAAAGAGAUACAAACGAGCAGAUGAAGUGAAGGCUGCCUUCAGUGAGAAUAGACGUUUGAUUGCUGAGAAGACUGAAGGAUAUUCCUAUUCUUGGAGAGCCAAACCAGCUCAGAUUAUCCAUGCACCUGCCACGUUUGAUCAUGUUCCAGUAACGAGGAAG